Messenger RNA from Callithrix jacchus (white-tufted-ear marmoset), 797 nucleotides. The record is from RefSeq and is a predicted model, not a curated record. Lineage: Eukaryota; Metazoa; Chordata; Mammalia; Primates; Cebidae.
CGACUAUGUCCAAAGCAAGGAUUUAAGGGACUACCUCAUGAGUAGGCACUUCUGGGGCCCAGUAGCCAACUGGGGUCUUCCCAUUGCUGCCAUCAAUGACAUGAAAAAGUCUCCAGAGAUUAUCAGUGGGUGGAUGACAUUUGCCCUCUGUUGCUAUUCUUUGACAUUCCUGAGAUUUGCCUACAAGGUCCAGCCUCGGAACUGGCUUCUGCUUGCAUGCCAGGAAACAAAUGAAGUAGCCCAGCUCAUCCAGGGAGGGCGGCUUAUCAAACAUGAGAUGAGUAAAAAGGCAUCUGCAUAACAAUGGAAAAUGAAGAGCAAGCUCUUGAAGGGACAGCAUUGCCAGCUGCUGCUGAGUCACAGAUUUCAUUAUAAGCAGCCUCACUAAGGAAAAUACGCUGAAUGCUAUUUUUACCAGCCAUUCGAUUUUUAUAGAAAUAGCUGAGUCUCUAACUCUCUGCUGCCUUACAAGUACUAAAUAUUUUACUUCUUUCCAUAAAGAGUAGCUCAAAAUAUGCAAUUUAAUAAUUUCUGAUGAUGGUUCCAUCUGCAGUCACAUGUAUAUUAUCUAUUAGAAAUCACUUAAUGAAAAACUGAAGAGAACAAAAUGUUUAACUACUAGUACUUAAGUCCUCCGACUUGACAUCGUCUUUAAUGACCACAAGACAACCACCAGCUGGCCACAUGCCUAAAAUCUUGUCCCCACUGUUUAAAAAUGUUAUCGGUGUGUUUCCAUGCAGUGUGUAUAUUGAGAUGCUGUAACUUAAUGGCAAUAAAAUAUUUAAAUAUUUGUUAAA